AUGAGGCGGCAGGUCUACGGAAGUAUUUACUCAUACCCAAGUGGCGUUGUGCUUGCUGUGAUGGUGGCCCGUGCCUGUCAGGUCAUGCCUGCUUCUCAUCCUAGUGUUGUUUUGCGCUUCUUUUUCAUGUUUUACACGGUAUGGCUGACCUGCCAUGAUCACAUCUCCCCGAUUUUCAUCACCGCAUCUCUAGAAGCGCGCCGUCGCAUUCCCGGACUUCCUGAGUCGUGGUCCCCGCAAAAGGCGGCAUGCCGUGAGGACCUCUUGCCUGUAAUAAAUCCCGCCUACCCGUACGUCAACGAUGCGCGUAACGUCGGUCGCUGCGGCCUGGAGGUGUUUUACGCGGAGCUGACUCUAGCUCACCGCAUCCUGUCCAACACAGACGCACCGAUAGAUGAUAUAUGGGUUCCUUACAACAUAAAAAGCGAUUACUCCAGAUUUCUGUUAGUGCAAGUUUCGUGUGAGAGCAAGGAGGAAGAUGAUGAAGGUGCAAAGACAGAUCUCGCCGCGUGGAGCUCAUACGUGGCUAGCAAGCUGCGGUUUUUUAUUUAUGGUGUAGAACGGAUUGUGAACGCCCGUCCACACCCACACAAACUCGAUGACAGCACUGUAGGAUCUCUUGCAGAGUCUAGGCGCCGUUUUAAGAGCAGUUACUUUGCCAUAGGUGUUAGAAAAAGGAAUGAUGACCGCAAGCUACAAAUGUCUAUGUUUACGGAAUCAUUUGAGAAUUUUAGCAAUGCAGUGCGGGAGGGCUGCACUGAUGGGAAAGGGGGACGGGGAUUUCAAUAUAACAAGGAUACCAUGCAAGGUCCAUGGUUUUCGCUGGUUGAUGCUGAAGAUCUACCGUCCGCCAUUGUUAGAUGA
This is a messenger RNA of Trypanosoma grayi, 864 nucleotides long. RefSeq names its product putative poly(A) polymerase, putative,polynucleotide adenylyltransferase. The transcript has a single exon. Bases 1 to 864 code for a protein of 287 amino acids. The record is from RefSeq and is a predicted model, not a curated record. Gene Ontology annotation, molecular function: RNA binding; poly(A) RNA polymerase activity. Gene Ontology annotation, cellular component: nucleus. Lineage: Eukaryota; Euglenozoa; Kinetoplastea; Trypanosomatida; Trypanosomatidae.